UUUGUAUAAUUGAGACAUAAGGUAUAGAAACAUAGAGAAAAUUUAGAGGGGAAAGCUUAUUUUUAGCAUAUGUAUUUUUUAAAUUAUCAAAACUUAUUAACUUUAUUUUUAUUCUUUUGCAGCCUAAGAAAUAGCAUAAUGAACUAUUUGUUUUAACGACAGGUCGUUUCUUUGUAAACAUCAAACUGCACCAGGUGGGGUUUUAGACCUGUAAACAAAACCCUCAACACAGAAUCCAGCUUCUGUUGAUGAUAUUAGAAGCACAAUGUUUUCUCGUUCUCUGACUUGUAAAAAGCAUUGGCUUUUCUUACAUGGACGCAAAGUGAUUUCAUAUGAAUCCGCAACUUCUCCAUUUCAAGCCCUCUACUCUACUCACAUUGUUGGUGAUAAACCAAUUCUUGUGAGAGAUUUUAUUCAUUCUGCAUUGUACCAUCCAUUACAUGGAUACUUUUCACAAAGAUCAAGGUCUGUCGGCGUUCUUGAGAAAAGCAUCAAGUUCAAUCAGCUUGAAGGCAGAAAAGCUUAUUUGAACCACUUGGAUAAAAUCUACAAGCAGAGUGACAUAUCAUGGUUUACACCAGUGGAGCUUUUCAAGCCUUGGUAUGCUCAUGGUAUUGCUGAAGCGAUAAUGCGUACGGCUAACCUUUCAGUUCCACUAAGAAUAUAUGAAAUUGGAGGUGGUUCUGGAACUUGUGCAAAGGGCAUAAUGGAUUACAUAAUGUUGAAUGCUCCUUCAAGAGUGUACAACACUAUGACUUACACUUCAGUGGAAAUCAGUCCAUCACUUGCUGAAAUACAAAAAGAGACGGUUGGAGAAGUUCGUAGUCACUUGUCAAAGUUUAGAGUAGAAUGCCGUGAUGCUGCUGACCGGAGUGGAUGGGGCGAUGUGGAGCAACAGCCAUGUUGGGUAAUCAUGCUCGAGGUUCUUGAUAAUCUUCCACAUGACCUUAUUUACUCUGAAAAUCAAAUUCUGCCAUGGAAGGAAGUAUGGGUUGAGAAGCAACAUGACAAGAAAACACUCUCUGAAUUGUACAAGCCACUACAAGAUCCAUUAAUUAAGUGCUGUGUUGAGAUCAUUGAAUCAAACAGUGAUCAGUCAGCAUCAACAGCAAAAAGUUUUUUGUCCAAGGUCUUCCCAAGACCCCGAAGAUGUUGGUUACCCACGGGCUGCUUGAAACUAUUAGAGGUGUUGCAUGAGGCAUUACCAAAGAUGUCGUUAAUUGCCUCAGACUUUAGUUUCCUUCCUGAUGUAAGCAUACCUGGCGAGGGGGCUCCUUUGGUUUCAACCAAGAAAGAUGGCUGCAGCUCUGAUUACAAAAGCUAUCUGGAAGCAAAGGGUGAUGCUGAUAUAUUUUUCCCUACGGACUUUUGGCUUUUGGAACAAAUGGACCAUUAUUGUUCCGGGUGGCUGAAACUGCAUGAAGAUAAAUCUUCCAAGCAAGGGAAGAAAAGGCGAACACUUGUACUUGAUACAUCAUCAUUCAUGGAAGAGUUCGGUUUGCCCUCCAAGACGAGAACAAAGGAUGGAUACAACCCACUUCUGGAUGAUUUCAAGAAUACUAAAGUUUAUCUAAGUGUUCCAACGCACAACAUAAAGUAGAGAGUCUGCAAAAGUAAGGAAGGAAGAAAUGAAUAUUCUGCAUAAAUUCUCAAAAACUAUUUGCAGAAGCAUCAGUUCGAGAGGACUUGGCGUAGCUAGUCAAAUAGCCUGGAUCGCAUCAUCUGAAAAGAAAUAAGGAUUAUUUAUAAAGGCAAGUAGCUAAUGACUGCUUCAAUUCACAUUCUUUGUGGGAGAAACUCAAACAGGAAAAUGGGAGCUUGAUAUUGGAAUAUCUGAAGAUCAAUAAAAUCUUCUAUUCUUGAUUCUCUUCUUUUGUGUAUGAAUUCUAUUACCUAAUAAUUCUUUCAAGCAAACAUAUUAAAGCA
Molecule: messenger RNA, 1926 nt
Organism: Ricinus communis (castor bean)
Lineage: Eukaryota; Viridiplantae; Streptophyta; Magnoliopsida; Malpighiales; Euphorbiaceae
Product: protein arginine methyltransferase NDUFAF7 homolog, mitochondrial
Exons: 15
Coding region: 266-1600 (444 amino acids)
Cellular component (GO): mitochondrion
Molecular function (GO): protein-arginine omega-N symmetric methyltransferase activity
Source: RefSeq, a predicted model, not a curated record